AUGAACUUUAACACUGUGCUCUUCAAGUAUGUCUCUCCUUCUUGUGCCAGAAUAAAACCAUCAACUAUACUCAGGUAUAACAACACUUUCAAGAAAUUUCAUCAUACAAAAAUGGUUCUAAAGGCUACUGAUAAAUUCGCUACCAAGGCUAUUCAUGCCGGUACUCACACUGACGUUCACGGCUCCGUCAUCGAACCAAUCUCUUUGUCUACCACUUUCAAGCAAUCUUCUCCUGCUAAUCCAGUCGGCAUUUACGAAUAUUCAAGAUCUCAAAACCCAAACAGAGAAAAUUUGGAAAAUGCCAUUGCUGCUUUGGAAAAUGGUAAAUACGGGUUAGCCUUCUCCUCUGGGUCUGCUACCACAGCCACUGUCUUACAAUCCCUUCCACAAGGCUCUCAUGCCAUCUCCAUCGGUGACGUUUAUGGUGGUACCCACAGAUAUUUCACCAAGGUUGCUAACGCUCACGGUGUCGAAACUACCUUCACUAACGAUCUAUUGAAAGAACUACCCAACUUGGUCAAGGAAAACACUAAACUGGUAUGGAUUGAAUCUCCAACAAACCCAACUUUAAAGGUAACAGACAUUCAAGCCGUAGCAGACGCCAUUAAGUCGUUAAAUAAAGAUAUCAUCCUAGUGGUAGACAACACUUUCCUAUCCCCAUAUCUAUCAAACCCACUAGACUUCGGUGCAGACAUCGUUGUCCACUCCGCCACCAAGUACAUUAACGGUCAUUCAGACGUUGUCCUUGGUGUCCUUGCCACUAACGAUAAGGCCCUUUAUGAAAAAUUACAAUUCUUACAAAACGCCAUCGGUGCCAUCCCAUCUCCAUUCGACAGUUGGUUAGCUCACAGAGGUUUGAAGACUCUACACUUGCGUGUCAGACAAGCUUCUUUGAACGCCACCAAGAUCGCACAAUUCCUACAAUCUAGCCCUCUAGUCAAGGCUGUCAACUACCCAGGUUUACCAACUCAUGAAAACUACGCCGUAGUGCAAAAGCAACAUCGUGAAGCCCUAGGUGGUGGUAUGAUCUCUUUCAGAAUUCAAGGUGGUAGUGAAGCUGCUUCCAAAUUCUCCUCUUCUACUAGAUUAUUCACUUUGGCUGAAUCCCUAGGUGGGAUCGAAUCCUUAUUGGAAGUGCCAGCCGUCAUGACUCAUGGUGGUAUUCCAAAGGAGGCUAGAGAAGCUUCAGGUGUGUACGAUGACUUGGUUAGAUUGUCCGUCGGUAUUGAAGACGGUGACGAUUUGUUGGAUGACAUUAAGCAAGCUUUGGAAAUCGCCGCUAAGAAAUAG
Molecule: messenger RNA, 1290 nt
Organism: Naumovozyma castellii
Lineage: Eukaryota; Fungi; Ascomycota; Saccharomycetes; Saccharomycetales; Saccharomycetaceae
Gene: CYS3
Product: cystathionine gamma-lyase CYS3
Exons: 1
Coding region: 1-1290 (429 amino acids)
Source: RefSeq, a predicted model, not a curated record